Arthroderma uncinatum is the source of this 597-nucleotide messenger RNA. RefSeq lists its product as uncharacterized. The transcript has a single exon. The record is from RefSeq and is a predicted model, not a curated record. The coding region runs from base 1 to 597 and encodes 198 amino acids. NCBI's taxonomy places the organism in Eukaryota, Fungi, Ascomycota, Eurotiomycetes, Onygenales, Arthrodermataceae.
AUGGCAUCCAAAGCAGGCCCAACUCCGCUACCUGCGACCACAAUCCUCAAGAGCGAGCGCAUCUCGCAGUCAGAGGCCCAUGAAUUCCUCACAGCCUAUCUCGAUCGCGCUGCUUCAGAUCCAGGCUUCCAGCCAGAUUCAACCCUUUCACCACAAGGUCCCAUCGCUGCAGGCGUGGGCUCGUCUCCAAAUCUAGUUAUACACAACCUCAAGCGAGUACAAGCUGGGUUGGCCGGAGAAGUGCUCGGGAAGGAUCUCAUUUUUGCCAAACUUGAAAACGAGGGCGGUUCCUCUGGCGGCGUGUUCGAGCUACAGUCACACAAUGCAACGGACGGGCAGAAUUGGGGAGGAAAGAAACGAGAUGCCGCCGCAGUUACCGGAUGGCAGGAUCUAGAGAGCUACGAGAGGGAGCAAACCGAUAUCGUGGAGGUUGGGGAUGGUGAUGAUGAAGUUGUUGCAGUCGAGGACGACCUGGAGACAGCUCAGGGCGAUAAAAUCGAUAAAGACGAGCGAAAGAGAAAGAAGAAGGAGAGACGCAAGCAAGAGAAGAAAGCCCUCAUGGCGGCCAAGGAAAAGGAAGACGAAACGGAGAUUUGA